Candidula unifasciata is the source of this 1287-nucleotide messenger RNA. Lineage: Eukaryota; Metazoa; Mollusca; Gastropoda; Stylommatophora; Geomitridae. The record is from the annotation of a GenBank genome assembly.
UUGCUAAGUGAGGAUGUUCCCCCAAAGAAGAAGCUCGAUGAUAUUAUGCAUCUGGCUGAGCUGUGCAUUGAGGUUCUACAGCAGAAUGAGGAACAUCAUGCUGAGGCGUUUUCAUCGGCAUUUGCAUGGUUCAGUGACCUGCUGGUGGAGCAUGCAGAAAUAUUCUGGUCUCUCUUUGGAGUGGACAUGAACUCUGUUCUGGACACCCAGCCUCCGGACUCAUGGGAUAGCUUCCCUUUGUUCCAGUUACUCAACGACUAUCUCCGGACUGAUGAAAACCUUUGCAAUGGUAGUUUCCAUCAACAACUGAGGGAUGUGUUUGCACCACAAGUUGUUCGCUACGUGGACCUGAUGGAAUCCUCAAUAGCUCAGUCUAUACACAAGGGUUUUGAGAGGGAGAAGUGGGAGCCACAAGGGAAUGGGUGCUCCACAUCUGAAGACAUGCUGUGGAAGCUUGAUGCAUUGCAGUCUUUCAUUCGAGAUCUCCAUUGGCCAGAAGAAGUGUUUGCUGAGCAUCUAGACCACAGGCUGAAGCUGAUGGCAGCUGAUAUGAUUGAGGCAGCAGCAAAAAGAACCCUGAAAUGUUUUGAGUUCUGGCUGAGGAAAGGAGGAAAAAGCACUGACUACUUGGUGUUUCCCGAGAUGUGUAUAAUGAUGAAUGUUAUUAUUGACUGCAAGAACAAGGCUCUGCACCUUUGUGCUCUUGACCAUGGACAAAAUAUGCACCAGUACCACACAAAGAUUGAUGAAACACUGGAGAGGGCUCAAGUUGAGAUGGCCAGAUGCUUAAUUGAGAAACUGUUGUCGGUCCUGGAGAGUUUGUUGAGUAAGCUGGCUCGGUAUGAUGAAGGCACGUUCUUCGCCUCUUUGCUGUCAUUGACUAAACCUGUGAAUGAGUUGGGCAAAGCCUAUGUGGAUUUCAUGAGAGGAAAUUUGGACCAGAUGAGGAACAAAAUCAAUGAUGAACUGUACACACUGUCUUUGUUUGAGCAAUGGUACAAUGGUCAGAUGAAAAUGGUGUGUGACUGGUUGACUGACCGGCUGGACUUAUCUUUGCAUCCAUACCAGUUGACCUGUCUGAUGACCAUAAACAGGAAAUGCUUCUCAGAUUUUGAGCUGCAAGGAGUGCCAGAAAAUUCAUUGAACAGCAAAACUUACCAGACAAUUUGCAGCAGACUGCAGGUAGAGGAAGCCACCCAGUCUGUGACACAGUCAGAGAGUGGUGGAAGGACCUUCCUUAGCAAGCCUGCCAGUUCGUCAGCAAUCGGUGGUGAUGACUCAGACUAG